AUGUCAUCGAAUCCGAACCAAGACGCGAAGACUCCGCUCCGACGAGAACGAGCCCCCACCAUCACGAUAGAUACAUCCGCUGUGACGUCCACCCCGGAUCCGUCACAACCUACCCUACAAGUCUCGACCGAGCCUGUUGAUGCGAGCGAUACUAGCGCUCUGUUACAUAACGGCACUCCGUCGCCGACGGAUCUGCGUUCAUCGGCCUCGAUUCGCUCAUCAGCUUCGUCGGAGGGCCGGGACCAUGAGAGUAGGCCGACGUCGCCACACAACGUAUCGUCUCCCACGUCGAAACUGACCGAGUCGAUGUCCAAUUCCAAUUUCCUUUCAGUUCCUGGCACGAGGUCUCGUGGGAAUUCACUUGAAUCUGAAGACUCUGGCCAGACUGCCAGCACCUAUGGGGGAGAAACGUAUGUUAGCCCGCCAUCGCAAGGAGCCCGUCCGGAAAAUGGGAAUAAGAACGGCAACAACGAUAAAAUUCUCAGUGAUGAGGAGGCUCUCAAGCCGGACCCUGGUCGCGAGGCCGAGUUCCAGGUGGAUGAUAACAGAUUCGCCUUCUCCCCUGGUCAGCUGAAUAAACUCCUGAAUCCCAAGAGCCUCGGCGCGUUCCACGCGCUGGGUGGAUUGCAAGGAUUGGAAAAGGGGUUACGUACGAACCUGCGCAGCGGCCUGAGUGUGGAUGAAACUACCCUGGAGGGAACCGUGAGCUUCGAAGAGGUUGCAUCCUCGGGUGCUCAGAACACCGUUCCCAAGUCUGAUUCUGAACCUCCGAAUCAGGGGCCACCAGCCAGAUCUAACACAGCGCCUGCGAAGCGACAAGACGACGCGUUUUCGGACCGGAAGAGAGUAUACGGCCUCAAUAAACUUCCCGAGAAGAAGCCUAAGAGUAUUCUGGAACUUGCGUGGAUUGCAUACAACGACAAGGUCUUGAUUCUGCUGACCAUUGCCGCCGUUAUUUCGCUUGCCCUCGGUAUUUACCAGUCCGUCACAGCCACAGAUGGGGAGGCUCGGGUCCAAUGGGUAGAAGGUGUUGCCAUUAUUGUCGCUAUCGUGAUCGUGGUAGUCGUCGGUGCUGCCAACGAUUGGCAAAAGGAGCGCCAAUUCGUGAAGUUGAAUAAGAAGAAGGAGGACAGACACGUCAAGGUCAUCCGUUCCGGCAAGACAGUGGAGAUUUCAAUCCAUGAUGUACUGGUUGGUGACGUGAUGCAUCUCGAACCCGGAGACCUCGUCCCAGUCGACGGUGUCUUCAUCACUGGUCACAAUGUCAAGUGCGACGAAUCCUCCGCCACAGGCGAAUCCGAUGUUUUGCGCAAGGCGCCCGGCAGCGACGUCUACCAGGCGAUCGAACGCCAUGAGAACCUCAAGAAGCUUGAUCCGUUCAUUGUUUCCGGUGCCAAGGUGUCCGAAGGUGUGGGAACGUUCUUGGUCACUGCUGUCGGUGUUAACUCAACAUAUGGUAAGACAUUGAUGUCCCUGCAAGACGAGGGCCAGACGACACCGCUGCAGUCGAAGUUGAACGUGCUUGCGGAGUAUAUCGCCAAACUUGGUCUGGCAGCCGGUCUGCUGCUGUUCGUAGUGCUGUUCAUCAAGUUCUUAGCCCAAUUGAAGGAUAUGCAUGGUGCCGACGCCAAAGGUCAGGCCUUCCUGCAGAUCUUCAUCGUUGCAGUCACCAUCAUCGUCGUUGCCGUUCCCGAAGGAUUGCCUCUCGCUGUCACACUUGCGCUCGCGUUCGCUACGACGCGAAUGUUGAAGGACAAUAACUUGGUGCGUUUGUUGAGGGCUUGCGAAACCAUGGGCAAUGCAACUACCAUCUGCUCGGACAAGACCGGUACGCUCACGGAAAAUAAAAUGACUGCCGUUGCCGCUACGCUGGGGACUUCCACGAAGUUUGGAGACAAGUCCGCUGGAGUGUCUGCCAGCCAGGCCAAUGGAGACCAUAAUGCCACCGACUCAUCUGGCAGUAUGUCGCCAUCUGAGUUUGCAUCAAGGCUCGCGGCGCCGGUGAAGGCGCUUCUACUUGAUUCGAUCGUUCUUAAUUCCACUGCAUUCGAAGGAGAGCAGGAUGGAACAAUGACAUUCAUUGGAUCCAAGACCGAGACGGCCCUCCUCAGUUUCGCGCGAACUUACCUGGGUAUGGGCUCGAUUAGCGAGGCGCGAUCGAAUGCCGAAAUCGCUCAGAUGGUUCCGUUCGACUCAGGGCGUAAAUGUAUGGCCGUGGUCAUCAAGCUUGAGAAUGGGAAGUACCGGAUGCUGGUCAAAGGCGCGUCCGAAAUCUUACUUUCGAAAUCUACACGCAUCAUUCGUGAUCCUACCACAGAGGUAUCCGAUACGUCUCUUUCGGAAAAAGACCGGUCUGCCUUGGAGAACGUCAUUACGCACUACGCUACCCAGUCGCUCCGGACCAUUGGCCUGGUGUAUCGUGAUUUUGACCAGUGGCCCCCUCGUGGAGCACCUACCUCAGAGGAAGACCGUUCGCUGGCCCAGUUCGACCCCUUGUUCAAGGACAUGGUACUGUUGGGUAUUUUUGGUAUUCAGGACCCUCUACGACCUGGGGUUACAGACUCCGUCCGUCAAUGUCAAAAGGCCGGCGUAUUUGUGAGGAUGGUGACGGGUGAUAACAUUAUGACUGCCAAAGCUAUAGCUCAAGAAUGCGGAAUUUUCACACCCGGGGGUAUUGCUAUCGAAGGACCCAAGUUCCGCCAGUUGAGCGAUCGUCAGAUACGUCAAAUUAUUCCCCGUUUGCAGGUUCUGGCAAGGUCGAGCCCCGAUGAUAAGAAGAUUCUGGUUACUCAACUUAAGAAGCUCGGGGAGACGGUUGCUGUCACUGGUGAUGGAACGAACGACGCUCAGGCUCUGAAGACCGCUGACGUUGGGUUUUCCAUGGGUAUCACCGGUACUGAAGUUGCAAAGGAGGCAUCAGACAUUAUUCUGAUGGAUGACAAUUUUGCAUCGAUCGUCAAGGCUAUGGCUUGGGGUAGGACUGUCAAUGAUGCAGUUAAGAAGUUUUUGCAGUUCCAAAUCACUGUCAACAUUACUGCAGUCUUGCUCACGUUCAUCUCGGCUGUGGCUAGUGGUGACGAAGAGUCGGUUCUGACGGCUGUCCAACUGUUAUGGGUUAACCUUAUCAUGGACACUUUUGCAGCCCUUGCUCUCGCAACGGAUCCUCCGACUGCUCACAUCCUCGACCGCAGACCUGAACCUAGAUCGGCACCCCUCAUCAAUCUGACGAUGUGGAAAAUGAUAAUAGGACAAAGCAUCUUUCAGCUGGUCGUCACCCUUGUUCUGAACUUUGCUGGAAAAUCGAUAUUUAAACUUCAUUCGGAGGAUGACAUGGAACGGCUCAAGACGACAGUCUUCAACACUUUCGUCUGGAUGCAGAUCUUCAAUCAGUGGAACUCUCGUCGAAUUGACAACGGUCUGAACAUCUUCGAAGGCAUUUUCCGCAAUCGUUGGUUUAUUGGUAUCCAAUUCAUCAUUGUUGGAGGUCAAGUCUUGAUCAUCUUCGUGGGUGGGCAGGCGUUCUCGGUCAAACCUCUGGUGGGUUACCAAUGGGGCGUUUCUCUAAUACUUGGCGUGAUUUCGCUGCCUAUCGGUGUUAUUAUUCGACUUAUUCCGGACGAGUUCGUUUCCAGGCUCAUCCCGAGGUUCUGGAUCCGCAAGAAGGGCCCCGAGCUUGUGGUUUCGGAUGAGGAUCGACGCUUCGAAUGGAAUCCUGCUCUAGAAGAGAUCAGAGACCAGCUAACUUUUCUCCACACUGUCCGCGGUGGCCGAUUGAGGAACUUGAAGCAUAAACUACAGCAUCCCCAAGAGCUCCUUCCUAGGUCGCGCAGUGGAUCACGGUCGAGAGAGGAUUCUAUUCCUUCGACCCCUGUUGGCGAGAACGGCGGUAGUUCACCCCAGCCUGCAACACCCGAGUCGCGCUCACGAAAGCGUACCCGAUCUCGCUCUAACUCUGCUUUCGGACCCGCUGCCGCCAUGGCCGGUGUGGUUGCUGGCAGUAUUGCGGGAUGGUCUCCGAUUGAAAGAGCUCCAGGCGAAAAUGAAUCGAUCGCCUUCAAUUCGAGCAGCCCUCACGGGGGGCUGGAUAACCAAGAGGGGAUUGAAAUUCACCCAGACACCGCAGCCGACGAGCGUCUCGUCGGAGAUUAUCUGUCUACUUCCAAGACUCCCCCGAGUCAGAACCCCGACCUGAUCCCAUACUUUGAACAUGCUCCUCCUGCCCGUGCACACUCUAGCCGUAGCAAACGGUCUACAUCAGGACGAUCCCGAUCUAGCCAGAGCCAGUCGCGACAAAGCUAG
This is a messenger RNA of Aspergillus lentulus, 4299 nucleotides long. RefSeq names its product putative P-type calcium ATPase (gene pmcA). Gene Ontology annotation, cellular component: plasma membrane; intracellular membrane-bounded organelle. The record is from RefSeq and is a predicted model, not a curated record. Gene Ontology annotation, molecular function: ATP binding; P-type calcium transporter activity; ATP hydrolysis activity. Gene Ontology annotation, biological process: intracellular calcium ion homeostasis; calcium ion transmembrane transport. NCBI's taxonomy places the organism in Eukaryota, Fungi, Ascomycota, Eurotiomycetes, Eurotiales, Aspergillaceae.